AUGACUGUGGCAGCUGGAGCAGAGGGCACCUCGUCCGCACGCGAUAACAUCAGCGUGUCUGUGCUGCCUGCACCCCAAGAUGGCGACCCCCGCGAGGGAUCCCGCGGGGCUGUGCCCGGGACCCCCUCCCCGGAUGAAGCCCGAGGCACGGCGCGGGUCGCCGUGCCGGAGCUGACGGGAGCCGCGCAGGCGGCGGCGGGGCCGCUAAACCAACCACAACGCUGGGAGUACACUGGGGACCCAACCAUGACUGUGGCGUGCGGAGCAGAGGGCACCUCGUCCGGCAACGACCUCACGGUCUUGGCCCCCACCUCGUCCAACGAGGUGCUGGCGGCGGCCGACGAGAGGCUCUGCUCCCAACCCAGCUGCCUUCCCCAUGGCCUGCCGGAACCCUCCCCGGUGCCAGCCACAGCACGAGAAAACAUCAGCGUGUCUGUGCUGCCUGCACCCCAAGAUGAUGACCCCCGCGAGGGAUCCCGCGGGGCUGUGCCCGGGACCCCCUCCCCGGAUGAAGCCCGAGGCGCGGCGCGGGUCGCCGUGCCGGAGCUGACGGGAGCCGCGCAGGCGGCGGACCCAACCACGACUGUGGCGUGCGGAGCAGAGGGCACCUCGUCCGGCAACGACCUCACGGUCUUGGCCCCCACCUCGUCCAACGAGGUGCUGGUGGCGGCCGACGAGAGGCUCUGCGCCCAACCCAGCUACCUUCCCCAUGGCCGGCCGGACCCCUUCCCAGUGCCAGCCACAGAGAACAUCAGCGUGCCUGUGCUGCCUGCACCCCAAGAGGAGGACGACGGCAUUCCGGCGGCACGGCUCUCGUUGUUUGCGCCGGAGCGGCUGAACCUCCGGUGGGAGAGCGACGUGGGCAAGGGUGCCGGCCUGCGCAACCUGGGGAACACCUGCUUCCUCAACGCCACGCUGCAGUGCCUCGCCUACACGCCGCCGCUCGCCAACUACCUGCUGCUGCAAGAGCACUGCAGCACCUGCCAACGGAGCGACUUUUGCCUGAUGUGCGUCAUGGAGCGUCACGUCGUCAGCACGUUCAACAACUCGCAGACAGUUCUGACACCCAAGGUCAUCACUAACAACAUCACGCGCAUCGCCAAACACCUGCGCAUUGGGAGACAGGAAGAUGCCCACGAGUUUCUGCGAUACGUGGUCGAUGCCAUGCAAGCCUCAUGCCUCUAUGGCCACAGCGAGCUGGACAGAUACACGGAGGCUACCACCCUCAUUUACCAGAUCUUCGGGGGUUACCUUCGUUCACGUGUGGAGUGCAUGCAGUGCUGCAAUGACUCCAACACCUACGACACAUGCCUGGACAUCGCACUCUAUAUUAAUAACUCAUCGCAUCUGGUGGAGGCGUUUGGGGAGUUUUUCAACGAGGAGAUUCUGGAUGAAUACACCUGUGCAAGGUGCUGUCACAAGGGGAAAGCGACGAAGACGAUGGCUCUCCACCGCCUGCCCAACGUCCUCACCGUCUCCAUCAAGCGGUACAACCUCUACGGCGUCAAGAUCAACCGGAACAUCACCUACCCGGAGCACCUGGACAUGCAACCCUUCACCUCAACAUCUCAGGGCGAGCCCGCGAUCUACUCCCUGUACUCGGUGCUGGUGCACAAGGGAGCCGACUCAAACAGCGGCCAUUAUUAUUGCUACAAUAAGAUCAGCGAUGGAAAAUGGUGCCGGAUGAACGACUCCAUCAUGCGGCUCGUCGACACCAAGGCUGCGAUGAGUGAGCAGGCCUACAUGCUCUUCUAUAUUCGGCAAGUCGCCCUUCUCUCCCCUCCACUUUGA
Messenger RNA from Lethenteron reissneri (Far Eastern brook lamprey), 1791 nucleotides. RefSeq names its product ubiquitin carboxyl-terminal hydrolase 36-like. Gene Ontology annotation, biological process: protein deubiquitination; regulation of apoptotic process. Lineage: Eukaryota; Metazoa; Chordata; Hyperoartia; Petromyzontiformes; Petromyzontidae. Gene Ontology annotation, cellular component: nucleus; cytosol. Gene Ontology annotation, molecular function: cysteine-type deubiquitinase activity. The record is from RefSeq and is a predicted model, not a curated record.